Boleophthalmus pectinirostris (great blue-spotted mudskipper) is the source of this 1355-nucleotide messenger RNA. It is a transcript of the gene terf1, whose product is annotated as telomeric repeat binding factor (NIMA-interacting) 1. NCBI's taxonomy places the organism in Eukaryota, Metazoa, Chordata, Actinopteri, Gobiiformes, Gobiidae. Gene Ontology annotation, cellular component: nucleus; chromosome, telomeric region. Gene Ontology annotation, molecular function: protein homodimerization activity; telomeric repeat DNA binding. Gene Ontology annotation, biological process: telomere maintenance. The record is from RefSeq and is a predicted model, not a curated record. The transcript has 10 exons. The coding region runs from base 58 to 1149 and encodes 363 amino acids.
ACAAAAGCAAGGAGGAAACAGAAGAAGAGCGGAUGCACGACUGUUUUAUUUUUGAACAUGGAGCGAGAAAAGACUGAGAAAGACAUCUCAAAAACACACCAGACUGUGGAGGAGGACUGCUUCUCUCAGGCCAGCGCUCUGGUUACAGACUGGAUGUUGGAUUUUCUGUUCGUAACUCUUUGCCGGAACUUCAAAGAUGCGAAUCUGGAUGAAUUCAACAAAAAUCUGUUGUCUUUUCAAGCAAUUUCGGACGAUCUACCACAGAAUGAAAAAGUUUUGAUCUGUGCCUUCCUUUCCAGAAUCAUGCAUGGACAACAGCUGGAUGUGAUAUUUGAAGAAGACAACAAAGUGUCUCCACUGAUGUCUGCCGCAAAAAUCUGGAAUCACCUCAAAGAGACAGUGAAUGAUGAAAGUUUAGCAAGAAACUUGACAAUACUUUUGAUUGUUCAGGCUGUGGUGGUGUGCUUGGAGAAAGGAUCCAAUGCGUCUUAUGCCCUCCAAUGGUUUGAAAGGAAUAUAGACCUUCCAUCGACCCUGAGAGUCAAACUGGGAACAGUCGUGGCUCAAAAGGACAUUUACCACCCUUUUAUCCAGAGUUUCAGCUACAGCCGCCUUCUAGAGACCACCAAGACGUUUGUGGACGCAUUUCUGGAAAAGAAUCCCUCCGAUUACCUUCUUAAGGUGGCCACAAAGGCGGUGCAGUCUUCUGGGAGCAGAGACACAUUCAAAGACAAAGAAGUGAAGGACAACUUUCAAACCACUGUGAAGUCCAGCACAGCUAAUGUCAACAAAGAGAAUGAAGAUAAUACAUUAUUUGCUAGAUCAAAACGCAGACUUCUCGCAACUAGAAUUUGUGACAUAUGGACCCCAGAAGCAUGCAAAAAGCCCUCAGUUUGCCUUAAAAGACUGUCCAAGAUUGAGUUAUCCCAUCCACAUUGCAAUGUCAAGGAGACAGACGGCACAAACCUCAAAAAGCGAAAACCGCGCACAAAAUGGUCCUGGGAAGAAGACAAACAACUCAUUGCUGGUGUUAAACGUCACGGGUUGGGGCAGUGGGCUCACAUUCUGCAGGACUAUGACUUUGGGGACCGCACUGGUGUCAUGCUCAAAGACCGAUGGAGAACCCUAAGGAAGGCCAGUGUGGUUUAAACUGGCAGAGAUGGACUACAUUUGUAUAGUUUGUACAGGUUUACUGAAAAGUCAUUAUUGCCAGUUACUGUUUUUAUAAUAUAGCCUUCUUUUCUUUAUGCAUAUUUAUUUUUUUUACUGAGAUUACUUCAGUUCAAAACUUGGUGCACAUUUUGCCAUAUUUUAUAAUAAAAUUUAUUUGUAGAAUAAAAGUUCUGUGCAAAAUA